Phyllopteryx taeniolatus (common seadragon) is the source of this 689-nucleotide messenger RNA. Its product is annotated as calcium/calmodulin-dependent protein kinase type II delta chain-like. Lineage: Eukaryota; Metazoa; Chordata; Actinopteri; Syngnathiformes; Syngnathidae. The transcript has 4 exons. Bases 74 to 574 code for a protein of 166 amino acids. Gene Ontology annotation, molecular function: calmodulin binding; calcium/calmodulin-dependent protein kinase activity. The record is from RefSeq and is a predicted model, not a curated record. Gene Ontology annotation, biological process: protein phosphorylation.
GGGCUUGUGGAUUUAAAUUGGACGACUUGGAUUCAAGCUUGUCAGAAGAGAAAACAUUUUCUCGCGUGAAAAAAUGCUUUGCCAUCUUUUUGUGGUUUUGCUGUCCCUCGAGAUUGUGAGCAGCCAAGUGACCGUGCAGUGGGCUGCGAACAGUACCGAGCCUGAUGCCGUUCAAGCCCGACAGCAGGAGAUCAUCGAAGUCACGAAGAAGCUGCUGACAGCCAUCACCUUCAGCGACUACGACGCGUACAAGAAAAUGUGCGAUCCGGGACUCACCAGCUUCGAGUCCGAAGGCCUGGGCGUCUUAGUGGAGAGCAUGGAGUUCCAUGAAUACUUCUUCCAAAACGUGGCGCCCAGAGGCGUCCCUCACACGCUGAUAGUGGAGCCCCGCGUGCACCUGCUGGGAGACGACGCCGCCUGCAUCGCGUACGUCCGCCUCACCCAGAACAUCAACAACGACAUGCGGGCACUCGUGGCCAAGGCGGAGGAGACGCGCGUGUGGCACCGACGCAACGGCACCUGGCUCAACGUCCACUUUCAUCGCUCCGGAUCCACCACGCUGCACACAAACUAACAGCAGCAAGGAGAAAAAGCUGAUUUCUUAUUGGUUAUUAUUCCGUCGGAACACCACCAAGUUAUGGUACCUUAAAGAACUUUCAAAUAAAACUGAAGCAUCCCAAAAAAAAUUA